Messenger RNA from Lasiodiplodia theobromae, 969 nucleotides. Its product is annotated as General amino acid permease. The record is from RefSeq and is a predicted model, not a curated record. Lineage: Eukaryota; Fungi; Ascomycota; Dothideomycetes; Botryosphaeriales; Botryosphaeriaceae. The transcript has 2 exons. Bases 1 to 969 code for a protein of 322 amino acids.
AUGAUGGCAGUCACCGACAAUCUCGGCCUGUCGCCCGAGCAGGUGCAGUUCUUCGAGGAAAAUGGAUACCUCUUGAUCCCGGACGCGCUGUCGCAAGAGACGGUCGCGGAGCUCCUGGCCGAGUCGCACAAGAUGCUCAAGGAGUUCCCCAUCGAAUCACAUCCAAUGACCAAGUUCUCGACCGGCCAGGGCGAAAAGGAGCACGUUGGCGACGACUACUUCCUCGAGAGCGGCGACAAGAUUCGUUUCUUCUUCGAAGAAGACGCCUUCGACGCCUCAGGCAACCUCACGAAGCCCAAAGACCGCGCCAUCAACAAGAUCGGCCACUACCUACACCAACUCUCCCCACCGUUCCGCGCCAUGUCGCUGUCGGCGCGCAACGCGGCCAUCGCGCGCUCGCUGGGGUUCCGCGACCCGCGCGUGCUGCAGAGCAUGGUCAUCUGCAAGCAGCCCGAGAUCGGCGGCGCGGUGCCGCCGCACCAGGACUCGCCGUUCCUCUACACGGAUCCGCCGUCGGCCGUCGGCUUCUGGUACGCGCUCGAGGACUGCACCGCCAGCAACGGCUGCCUCAGCUUCGCGCCCGGGUCGCACCGCACCAGCCCCGUGCGCCAGCGCUUCGUGCGAAUGAAGGAGGCGACGGGGAAGAGCGAGGCUGGGGGGACGGGGUUCGUUGAGAAUAAGGGCGCGGUGUUUCCACCGAAGAUACGGGAGUUGAGGGAGAAGAAGGGUGAGGGGCUGGGUCCCGAUACGGGGAUUGAGAGUGAGGUGGAGUAUACGAUGGGCGAGGUUAAGGCGGGCACGCUGGUGCUGAUACAUGGGAAUGUGCUGCAUAAGAGCGAGAAGAACUUGAGCGAGAAGAGCAGGUUCAUCUACACGUUUCAUUGCAUCGAGGGCGAGAACGAGUACGACCGGCUCAAUUGGCUGCAGCCGCCGGCAGAAGGCUUCUCCAAGCUGCCGGUAAAUGCAUGA